This is a messenger RNA of Alosa alosa (allis shad), 1401 nucleotides long. RefSeq names its product mucin-5AC-like. NCBI's taxonomy places the organism in Eukaryota, Metazoa, Chordata, Actinopteri, Clupeiformes, Clupeidae. The transcript is spliced from 6 exons. The record is from RefSeq and is a predicted model, not a curated record. The annotation marks the transcript as partial.
ACAACUGAAGCAACAACCACAAUUGAACCAACAACAACCACAAUUGAACCAACAACAACCACAAAUGAACCAACAACUUCAACCACAAAUGAACCAACAACCACAAUUGAGCCAACAACAACCACAAAUGAACCAACAACCACAACUGAGACAACAACUUCAACCACAAAUGAACCAACAACUACAACUGAGGCAACAACAACCACAAUUGAACCAACAACAACCACAAUUGAGGCAACUACUUCAACCACAAAUGAACCAACAACCACAACUGAGGCAACAACAACAACAACAACAACUACAACUGAGGUAACAACAACCACAACUGAACCUACAACUUCAACCACAAAUGAACCAACGACUACAACAGAGGCAACAACAACAAUUAAACCAACAACAACCACAAUGGAGGCAACAACUUUAACCAGAAUUGAGCCAACAACUUCAACCACAAAUAACCCAACAACUACUACUGAGGCAACAACAACCACAACUGAGCCAACAACAACCACAAUUGUGCCAACUACUUCAACCACAACAACAAGUACAACUGAGACAACAACUUCAACCACAAAUAACCCAACAACUACUACUGAGGUAACAACAACCACAAAUGAACCAACAACAACCACAACUGAGCCAACAACUUCAACCACAACAACAACUACAACUGAGACAACAACUUCAACCACAAAUAACCCAACAACUACUACUGAGGCAACAACAACCACAAUUGAGCCAGCAACAACCACAAUUGAGGCAACUACUUCAACCACAAAUGAACCAACAACCACAACUGAGGCAACAACAACAACAAAUGAACCAACGACUACAACAGAGGCAACAACAACAACAAUUCAGACAACAACUUCCACCACAAAUGAACCAACAACUACAACUGAGGUAACAACAACCACAACUGAACCUACAACUUCAACCACAAAUGAACCAACGACUACAACAGAGGCAACAACAACAAUUAAACCAACAACAACCACAAUGGAGGCAACAACUUUAACCAGAAUUGAGCCAACAACUUCAACCACAAAUAACCCAACAACUACUACUGAGGCAACAACAACCACAACUGAGCCAACAACAACCACAAUUGUGCCAACUACUUCAACCACAAAUGAACCAACGACUACAACAGAAGCAACAACUGAACCAACAACAACCACAGCAACAACAACCACAAUGGAGGCAACAUCUUCAACCACAAAUGAACCAACAACUACAACUGAGACAACAACUUCAACCACAAAUGAACCAACAACUACUACUGAGGUAACAAAAACCACAACUGAGCCAACAACAACCACAAUUGUGCCAACUACUUCAACCACAAAUGAACCAACGACUAUACCACCCAGUGAGCUAAUAUUAGCUAACAGUAACUAG